This is a messenger RNA of Olea europaea var. sylvestris, 1130 nucleotides long. RefSeq names its product ELMO domain-containing protein C. The coding region runs from base 192 to 1004 and encodes 270 amino acids. Lineage: Eukaryota; Viridiplantae; Streptophyta; Magnoliopsida; Lamiales; Oleaceae. The record is from RefSeq and is a predicted model, not a curated record. The transcript has 9 exons.
GAUGGAAUAUUCACUUCAUCACUAAAGAAAGACGGGCACUACAAAGAAGGGAAGAACCGCGAACAGACAAAACGACAACGUAACAGUACCCACCUAUUUCUCUCUUUCUAUCUCUACAUACACUACAUACACACGAACGAACAAUCUAGGGCAAACGAUUAUUGAGAAAUAAAUCAUUUCUUAGUGUUGAAAUGAGUCCAGAGAGGAUUCAAGGGAGCUGUGUUGCUAUUCGUGCGUUCAGUCCUUCAUCGUCUUUUUCCAAAUGCAGUCAUUCUAAUUCUGUUUCGUCAGAUGAUGCAACCUGUGGUAAACCAUUGUGGAUGGGAAAAGGCCUCACUUGUGUUUGCUUCAAUCGAAAGGGAAGCUUUGCACGAAUUUGCAUCCAUUUGACACCCCUACAGGAAGAGAGACUUAGAAGGUUGAGACACAGAACAAAUGUAUACUUCGAUGCAUCCAGACCAGACCAUCAGGAAGCUUUGAGGGCACUAUGGUCUGCUACAUACCCUGGUCAGGAGCUGCAAAGUUUGAUAUCUGAUCAGUGGAAAGAAAUGGGAUGGCAAGGAAGAGAUCCAUCGACAGACUUCAGAGGAGCUGGGUUCAUUUCUUUAGAGAACUUACUGUUUUUUGCCAAGACAUUCUGUACAUCCUUUCAAAGUCUAUUGAAGAAGCAAGCAGGCAAAAGAGCUGUUUGGGAAUAUCCAUUUGCUGUCGCUGGUGUAAAUAUCACGUUCAUGAUCAUGCAGAUGCUUGAUCUAGAUGCCACAAAACCCAGAAAAUUUAUUAGAUCUGUUUUUCUACAGAUGUUGUCUGAGAACGAGUGGGCUUUUGACUUGCUAUAUUGUGUGGCUUUCGUGAUAAUGGAUAAACUGUGGCUGGAGAAAAAUGCAACUUACAUGGAGUUCAAUGAGAUUCUGAAAUUGGCAAGAUCUCAGCUGGAGAAAGAACUUCUGAUGGAAGAUGUAUUGCGAAUUGAGGACAUGCCUUCCUAUACCCUUCUUUGUUAAUGUAAACUGACCUAAAAUCAACACUAUACACAAUACGACAGACAAUAAUUUAACUUCUUGCCUGUAUUUAGGGUGUGUUUGAGCCCCUUUAAUUUUGAAAAAUGUAUUAUGGAAUAGUAGAUUAAU